This is a messenger RNA of Caenorhabditis bovis, 393 nucleotides long. NCBI's taxonomy places the organism in Eukaryota, Metazoa, Nematoda, Chromadorea, Rhabditida, Rhabditidae. The record is from the annotation of a GenBank genome assembly.
AUGUUGCUCAAUUUGGUCGCCUACUCAUCGCUUCUCCAUCUCGUUUCAGCCACCAUUUUCUAUUUCAAAGUUCACCUGAUAUGUCCGCGCAUCAACGGAACAAAUCUCUCCUAUCAUUUCGCGGUGAGCCAUUUCGAGAAAGACAUAUUCUCGCCCGAUGACGAUAUGUCGAAACCCAUACUAGGUGAAACAAAUAAAACCGAGCACUGGUUUUAUCAGUACGGAUCGCAAAAAGACGAUGGGCUCUUUAAUAACUACUUCGAGCCCUACAUUCACGUUUUACACAAUUGCACAAAUGACGGAAUGUCACAAACAAAAACGCAAUUCGCAGAUUCCGUGGCAGUACUUGAAACAGUUGUAACGGUUAAAUACGUUGUCUACUUGCCGUAUUAA